This is a messenger RNA of Psylliodes chrysocephalus, 312 nucleotides long. The record is from the annotation of a GenBank genome assembly. NCBI's taxonomy places the organism in Eukaryota, Metazoa, Arthropoda, Insecta, Coleoptera, Chrysomelidae.
AUGGUGAUACAUUUAGACAUACAUUUGAUUGCCCUGCAUGAUGAUUUUAAAUUCAGAUUUGAAGAUAUUCUGUCGAUGAAAAUACCACCAUGGAUCAUAAAUCCAUUUGAUGAAACGGAAGUGGAGAAUGUGAUAUUACAAGAGGAGCUACUCGAGCUUAGUACUAAUGAGGAGCUGAAAGUGAAAUUUAAAAGAGGGUAUCAAAAAUUUUGGCUGCAGGCAGAAAUACCCGAAAAAUAUCCUGGACUGUGUGGAAUUGUGCAAAAGUUUAAUAGCGUUUCCCUCGUCAUAUCUCGUCGAAAAAAGUUUUAG